GCAGCGCGUGCAGUGCGUGCAGGGGUGUCUGGAACCGGCGGUGCAGUUGGCUGGCAUCCCGGGAGCGGACAACGCCUCCGCUAAGAAGGAGGUGCUGGAGCGGCCGCCAUGUUCUCCGGCAGAGUGCUGCUGCCCGGCGGCGACGCGGCGGGCGACUGCACGCUGCGUACCUCCGAUGGCGGUUCGUUCGAGGCGCACCGCAGCUAUCUUUCCAACAUGAGCCCGUACUUCGCGGGACUGUUCCGCGAGCAAUUCGGCUCGCACCAGGACGUCGUCGUCAGCGGGGUCAGUGCCGCCGUGCUCGACGCGCUCCUCACGUUCCAGUACACAGACCAGCUAUGCGUGAAUGCUCACAACAUCCUGGAGGUGCUGCGGGCGGCCGACAUGCUCCUGCUGGAAGCAGCUCGAAAACAAUGCCUGAAGCUGCUGCUGAAUUCAAUGGGGAUCGACAACUGUCUAAGCCUGGCCGCCCUCACGCGCCAGUACUACUGCCCGAGCUUCGAGGAUGCCGUGUUCACCUUCGUGCGCGGAAACUUUGACGAGAUCUGGCAACGCAGCGAGGAGUUCCUGGACACUCCUGCAUGGCUCAUGUAUGACCUGCUCUCGUCGCCGGAGCUGAACGUUGAGCACGAAGAUAACGUGCUUCACGCCGUAGCAAAAUGGUGCACGUCAGGCUCGCCUGCCUCGGUGCCCCACGGCACCGUGUUGCUACAGCUGCUUCAGUGUGUCCGCAUUGGCCGAUUCAGGAAAGAGGCUCUGGACCAGUUUGCCAGUCGGUGGCCUUCGCUGAUCGACACAGCCGAGUACCGGGCCGCAAUCUCUCAGGCCUUGAGAUUAGGCCCCUGCAUGUGCGCGCCCAACAAGCUGAUGCGCGCAUUGACUGAACCAGAAAAGCCGCCACCGCCGACUCCUCCAGCAAACGCGGCUCCGAAACCGGCCGUGGCUGGCGCCCUGGCUGUCAAUGAGGCCGGCAACCAGUGGUUCGCUGAAAUUGCUUUUGGCCAAGCAGCGCAAAUGCAAGCAAACGCGCUUGCAGCCGGGCAAGCAGCCGGGCCAGCAGCCCCUGUAGCAGCCCCGCCGAAAGCGCCCGAACCUGAAAUCGUGCCCAUGGAUCUGAAGCAGGCGUGCUGUCAGAAGUGCGGUCUUACGAACCCCGAGCGCUGGCUGCCGCGGUUGCCGAGUGAGGUGAUCUUCAUUAUCGGUGGCUGGACUAACCGCCAGCCCCGAGCCACCAUCGAGACGUACGACCCGCGAGUCGACCGUUGGUUUCAGCACAAGGACGACGCCUUCAGUGCAAGAGCGUACCACGGCGUGGUGCUGUUACGGCGUCGCAUCUACAUACUGGGCGGCCUCAAGCUGCGCGCCUACCUGCGCACCAUUGAUAGCUACGACCUGGACAGUGGCAAGUGGACCCAUCACUCGCCGAUGAACGUGUCGCGGGCCUACGUGGCGGCGGCGGCGCUCGGAGAGUACGUCUACGCCAUGGGCGGCCACACCGGCGUUGAGCGCACGCCCACCGCGGAGCGUUUCUGCCCCCGUACAAACCAGUGGACUAUGGUUGCGCGUAUGAUGAGAAGGCGAAGCGACGCCGCUGUGUGUGCUUUCAAAGGUCGGCUGUACAUUAGCGGCGGCUACAACGGCCGCAAACUGCUCGAGAGCGUGGAGGAGUAUAAUCCAUCGCUGGACUCGUGGUCGCUGGUGCGACCGUUGCCCUAUGCCCGCUGCAGCCACCGCAUGAUCGGGCUCGGCGGCCGGCUAUACGUCAUUGGGGGCUUCGACGGACGCCGUCGGCUGUACACAGUGCUCCAAAGCGACGAAAGCCUUCCACUGAAAUGGCACAAGGCACCUCCGCUGACCUGCGCCCGCAGCACGUGCGCCGUGGCGACGCUUGGAGGUGUCAUCUAUGUCAUUGGCGGCUUCAACGGGACGGCAAUUGUGGCGGACGUGGAGUGCUACACGCCGGGAGACAAGAGCUGGAAGAAGGCCAAGCCACUCAAUGGGCCCGUCACCGCGAUGUCUGCGGUCGUUCUCAGCGGUACCAAUGUGACGCGAAAGUUCUCGGCCCGGGGAGCCUUGCUGCCGCCUGUGACACCACAGGCUUCCUGACACGUCGAACCGUAGCAAGAGCAUCUAACACGCCGCAGCACAACACCACCGCUCACACGAAAUAGCGGCUGCAGAUAACUUAUUUUAUUUAUGACGCGCUUAAAAUUUUGAGACGAAACGGUUAUCUAUUAGUGCGUAUGGAGCGUUAAUUCUUUAGUUCCCUGCCCUAGAAGAACGGUCAUAAAUCUUUACUAUGCACCCCAUCCAACUUUACUGCCCUCGACUUUCGCUCGUUCUAUACGUCAGCAUCCAGGAUGCUAGAGUGCGUAAGCGUACAACCUACUAUGGUGCCUUCAUUGAAACUGAUAGUAUUCCUCGUACACUGAGAAAGGAAUCCUCACGCAAAGUGGCUUCCAGUUCGGGCGUCUGAAAACCCCUGUAGCCGGCAGUAGCAUUAUUUUAUUCUCAUAACACUAGCGAGUCCGGUAAAAGCUAUGGCCUGACUGCGUCUAAGAGAACUUUUAAAAAAAGUUUGUCGUUCAGAAGAGCGUCAAAGCGCUGCCACCAUUUGGUAGGUACCACUAUGUGGUAGGUAUUUGGUAGCAUGCAGAACGAUGACCUAUACUGAACCACGAUGGCGUAUUGAAGAAGGCAGCUGGUAGUUUCUGAACUAUGUCCCCGCCUCGCCGGUCUAAACUAGUUGGAACAUCCGUGCAAAGAUCAGUGUGGAUUGCCGCUCCUUUUAUAUGGACUGGCCAUGAGCCGCAUGGAACAUCGGCAGCAGCAAGGACCAUCAGAGAAGGGCUCUUCGACGGCCUAUCUUAGCACAGCACUACG
Messenger RNA from Rhipicephalus sanguineus (brown dog tick), 2883 nucleotides. RefSeq names its product kelch-like protein 10. The record is from RefSeq and is a predicted model, not a curated record. NCBI's taxonomy places the organism in Eukaryota, Metazoa, Arthropoda, Arachnida, Ixodida, Ixodidae. The transcript is spliced from 11 exons. The coding region runs from base 109 to 2106 and encodes 665 amino acids. Gene Ontology annotation, molecular function: protein binding.